Messenger RNA from Diatraea saccharalis (sugarcane borer), 6778 nucleotides. NCBI's taxonomy places the organism in Eukaryota, Metazoa, Arthropoda, Insecta, Lepidoptera, Crambidae. The record is from the annotation of a GenBank genome assembly.
CAAGUGUCAUCUCAGAAAACCUGCUGGUGGAUUUUUAAGCAUUUAUGAUUUGAAGUUCAUUGCUUUAUUUUAUUAGUUUUAUCAAGCACAUUUUUCAUAGGAUUUCUUUGAUUUAUAAAGUAACAUAAAUCUUCCAUAAGAAGUUUUGCCUUUUAAUUUUAUACCAUGUAGCCAAGAUUUGUCAUAACCAACACUAUUGUGUGUUAAUGACAAAUUUUUCCUGUAAAUAUAUAUAUAUAUAUAUAUAUAUAUAUAUAGUCCUUAUUAUUUGCUCUUAAUAUAUUAUUUUACUAAUAAUUAAUUUUGUGUUACAGACUUUUCAACCUGAAACAACUGAUAUUUAUGAUAAGAAAAAUAUGCCUCGUGUAAUAUAUUGCAUUCAUGCACUUAGUUCUCACUUGUUUAAAUUAGGCAAAGCUCCUCUUAUACAUGAUGUAUUUGGGAAGGCAAUUUUUACUGGUAAUAAUGGAUUAUUUCUUAUAAUAUACUACUUAUAUUAAAUAUAUUAAAACAUCAUUUCAUUUUAAUUCUGAUAGAUCAGUUGGUGAUUGUUUGAAUAUUAGUGACCCAAGUCAUGAAAAUUAAAGAAAAAUUAAAUUAUAGUAAACUAUUUCUUCAUAUUUAUAUUGAUUUUACAAUGAUUAAAUAUUACUGUCUGCUUUAGGUUUUAUUGAAAUCAUAUUUGUAAUUACAGAUGAAGAACUAGAUUUGGUCACAAAAGACCUGCAGAAAUGUGAACAUCCACUGCCAGUAUUUCAAAAAAUUGGGGGAUUGUUAUCUAAAAAUAAUACAGAUGAUUCUAAUGCACUACACGAAGCUGUAGUUGAAUUAAAUAAGUUAUUAGAUUCUGAAAAGUCUAUCACAUCAGCUAUAUUAAACCCACAAUUAAAGCUGAAAUAUGUACAAAAUCGUCUAAUAAAUGAGUACAAGAAUGUGCUACAGGCCGCAAGGUAUGAAAAAAUAAAAGCAGCACACAAUCAUUCAUUGAAUGAUAGUUACGUUCCUGAUGAGUAUGAUGAAUUACUUACACAGGUUGAAAUACAAGGCCAUAUUACCUCUGUCAAUUACAAAUAUUUGUGGAGAUCUAUAUGUACAGCAUCAUUAAAAAAUGAUUUAAAUGCUUUACAUAAAUUGUUCAAUGAAGAAUGGAUUAAAAUUAAACACUAUAAUAUUGAUAAUAUAGAUUUUUAUUGUGAUGUUGUAAGAGAAGUUAUGGAAUGUAACAAAGAUAUUGAUGUAGAAAGUGUCACAAAUUGGCAUAAGAUAUUUCAAAAUCUUAUUAAUGAAGGCAACAGAAAGUCAUCUGAACAUGUUGACCACAAGAAUGCAAUUGCUUAUGUAAACAUUGCUCUAGAUGAAGGUAGUCCUGAUGAUUUAUAUAAAGCCUUGACUAAUCAUCAUUUGGCUUUAAAUUUCAAAAUAGACAAAUAUAGCAUACCUUUGUUGUUUGAAGAAAUGAAAUUAGAGAAGUGUGAAUUAGAAAAGAAUCUGAAUGAAAAUGAGAUUGCCCUCUCUGUGUCCUACUUGUCUGCAGUAGCAGCUAUAUCUCAGGCUGUUGAAAGAGGUGAUGAGGCAGCAUGCUGGAAACUGUUAAACUCAAAUCAAGUCAACAUUGAGGGAUUACGUCCUCAUUGUCGUCGCAGAUAUCUGUCAAGUCUAAUAACUGCAAUGCAAGUAAAGAGUCGAGAACAGUGUGCAUGCCCUUUGCUUACUUUGGAAGAUAUUCGUGAUACCAUUGAUAUGGUCAAUAUGAAAGACGAUGAAAACGAAGAAUUGGUAUCAGUCAUCAAUAGUAUUAAUAAAGCUGUCAUCGAUGAGGAUAGUAAUAGAUUAAUGAAUCUCUUGAAGAGUUCAUCUUUACAAAUAAAAACUCCUCUUCAUAAAGAAGAACGUCAUUUGUAUUUGCGUAUUUUGAAAAAGAAACUUGUACUUAGAGAGUCCCAAAGUCUAUGGUUGGAUGAUAUUGUAAAUACUAUCAAUGAUGUUAAUGAAGAAUCUUUGAAAGUUAAGGAGCUUACUGAUUCUUUAGUCCACUUGAAUUUGGCAGUCAUUAAAAAGGAUAUUAAUGAGUUUUGGAAUGCUCUUUCUAAUCCCUUACUUAGUGGUUCAGGAACAAUAGAAAGCACAUGUAAGGAUAUUUAUUUUCAAAUGUUUGCUAAGGCUUUAAAGAAGAGAGGGCACUAUAUAUGCUCUUGGAUCGUAUGCCAUACAGAUGCUGGAAAUACAGUAUACAUAGAUAUUGAAUCAUACACUUAUAGUUGGACGACGCCAAAAGAUUUCGUGCCUUACGCUCGGUACUUAACAAGGAAAGAUGUUGUUUCUAUAAUAGAGAAAACAAAUAAACAUCAUGUGAAUAAAUAUAAACAAACAGUUUUAGAUAGUUGUAUUUUAGAAUUUCAAGCAUAUUGCAGAGGUUAUUUGUUCAGGAAAAAAUUAAGUGAAAAAUAUGAGUAUUUCAGUGAAAAUAUUAAAUACAUUGUUAAAAUACAAGCAUGGUGGAGAAGAAUAAUAAUUGAAAGAAAAUAUGGGACAUUGAUAAGAAUGAAAGCAAUAGAAACGAAACUUAAACAAGAGAAGAAACAAAAUCCUUGGGUUUGGUAUAAAAUUCAGGAAAAAAAGAUAAUAAAAAUCCAGGCUUUGUGGCGCGGCCGUCGAGCUCGUCAGGCGUUUACGUCUCUUUUCCACUCCGCCAAUCCUCCUCUUAAAGCCGUGAAAAAAUUUAUUCCUAUGCUUGACUUUUCAACAGAAGAUUAUGACAGAGAAAUUGAGUUACAAACUCUGAAAUCAGAAGUUGUACAAUCAAUGAGGAAAAAUCAAGAAUUAUCAAAACAAAUUGAUGAUAUGGAUUUGAAAAUAGGUCUUCUUGUACAAAAUCGCAUUGCUUUACAAGAUGUGGCUGCUCAUGGCCUGAAAUUAAAUAAUUUGGUUAAGCACAAUUCAAUGACAAAGUUGGUUUUUCAAAACAAAGCUGAUGGAAAGGGUUCAUUGAUGACAGUAUCUACCGCUGUUAAAGGUCUAAAAUCUUUAACUAAAGAGAGUAAAAGAUUACUCGAUGGAUAUCAACAUCUGUUUUAUGAAUUGCAGACCAAUCCAACAUACUUGUCAAAACUUUUAUUUUGUAUACCGCAAAAUAAAACCAAUAAUUUUCUUCAAAAUGUUGUGCUGAGUCUAUACAAUUUUGGCGCUUAUGCCAGAGAUGAAUAUUUAUUGUUAAAAUUAUUUAGAUUCACAUUGGAAGAGGAAAUAAGUUGCAAAGUGAUUAUGCCAUAUGAUAUUAUUGCUUCUACACCUAUUGUAUUAAAAAUGGCUGUUAAUCUAUCGAGGCAGCUUUCCGGCCUUAACAGUUUAAAAACUAUACUAGGUCCACUGAUAGAAAAAAUAUUGAAUGAUAGAAAUUUGAACAUAGAAACUGGGCCAAUAGAAAUAUAUAAGGCCUGGAGAAAUGAAAGUGAAAUGAAAACCGGACAAAUAUCAUCCCUGCCAUAUUCUGUGACUCAAGAAGAAGCUCUAAAGUAUCCAGAAGUGAGAGCCAGAUUGGAAACGGCGUUAAUUCAACUCAAAAAUGUUGUGACAAUAUUUUUGGAUAGAAUCACAAAUUCUACAGACCUUUAUCCUUUCUGUAUCACAUAUAUGGCUCGAGUUCUUCACAGAGCACUUUCUUCAAAAUUUCCUCAUAUUCCAGAGAAAGAUAUUUUGAAAGUAAGUUAGGAAAUACUGCACUGCACUGCAUGAUUAUUUUGUUAUGUUAAAAGAUUUUAUUAAGUAAUUUUCAUUAGUGACCCAACUUGGCUUAUCUCGCACAGCUGCAGUCUACAUAUAAAAAUUACUUAUACAUAUUUCUAAUUUUGUAUAUAUCCACCAUUUACCCUUACUUUAUUUUAAACUUGUCACCGCGUUGAAUGCCUUGUAGUACUCCAUAGGUACUCUCCACUGCCGUCGUUGGCUGUUAACUACGCGAUUAGAAUUUAUCUACUUUAAGCUACACUAUUUGGAAUAUUUAAAAAAAUGUUAUUGUUUUUAUUUCAGGUCAUAGGUAAUUUGGUCUAUUAUCAGUUUUUAAAUGCGGCCAUUGUUGCUCCUGACGCAUUCCACAUUGUAAACCUAGCGAACGGUUCAGCCCUCACGACGGAUCAAAGAAAAAAUUUGGCAUCAAUAGCAAAAAUAUUACAUUUCUCUGCAGCUAAAAAAGGAGUAAGUUACUAAUAUGUUAGACGUUUUGACGAAAACUGUUAUCCGCGUUAAUAAGUUCAAAAUAAUUUAUUAUUAUAUAGGUUAUAGUUUAUUAACCAAAUUUAUUCUGUGCCUAAAUAUUUCGCUAUAUUUAUGUUUAAUAGGGGUGUAGACAGUAAAUGAAAAGAAAUACAUUUUUUUUCUCUAGAGUUUAAUAUACUAUAACUGAUAAUCACACUUAUAUGCUUAAUAUAUUUAUAAUAUUGCUUAGAAGGAAACAAAUAUUUUAUGCUCAUGUGACCGCAAAUUUAUCACGUGACCGCAAAUAUCGCGUCAUGUCACGCUCUUCUUACUUAGAGAAAAACAACCUUAUGCAUACAUAGAACGCCUGGAGUUAUUUAUUUCAGAGUGCCGUGACUUCAUAGCGACGCCACGGCAGAAGUGGCGUUUUCUCGGUAAAUUUUGAAAAUGAUAUUUAUUUUUAGAUUUGUACUUAUUAAAUUAAUGAUAUUUUUAUAGUAUUUUUUAGAUAUAUUUCAUGUAUGUCUAUAAAAUAAAAAUGUAAAUAUAUAAAGUUGUCUACACCCCCAUUACUUAAGAUUCAUUUUGUAACACUGUAUGGUAUCAUAAUUAAUGUUAAUUUACUAUAAUAUUUGUCCAUACAGUUUGGUGAAGAAUCUCGUCAUCUACAGUGCUUGAAUGCGUUUAUAGUAGAGUGCCAUGAGAAAAUGAAAGAAUUAUUCAGGCGUUGUUGUCGCGGCCCCACUUUGGAGGAAUAUUUUGCUGUUGAUGAAUACACAGAAGCAACCCUGCUUCACCAUCCUCAUAUUUAUAUAACUGUUCAAGUAAAUGUCAUUAUUAUAUCUUUAAUAAUAUACUAUUUGUUAUAUUGCCAAAAUUAUUUUGAAUCCUACUGUUCAUGUACUCAGGUAUAAAAUGAAAUUUCGAUAUUUGAAAGAUUUUUAAAAUUAUACAUGCACCUUGAUGUUGACUUUUUGAUAGUUUAAUUGGAUGACUCUUCAAAGAUGCCUUUUUGGUUAUAUUCACCUCAGUUUAUUAUAAAUGUGUUUUUUUUUUUAUAAAAUACAGAGUUAGUUUUCGUAUUUUUUAUUUAAAUAAUGUGAAAAUAUUACAAAUUUUCUAACGCUACUAUCUUAACUUCACUAGUUACUAAGAGAACAAACUAAAUUUUGCAGGAAAUCGUAGAUACACAUGCACUUCUAGUUGAAUAUCAAGAUAUUAUAGCACCGGAUCCCUUGGAUAGACUGAAUGAGCUUCUAGAUGAUCUAGGGGAAGUACCUACGGUUGCUCAACUCGCGUCACGUGAUGUCGACACGGUAAGUUUUAAAUUUAAUUUAAAAAAUAUAGAACAUACAAAAAGUGUAGUAAUUUUAUUGAAAUUUAAUAUUUUGUUUAUAGCAACUAGGUGAAUCAAUGGAAGAAAAUGCUAGACUAGAUGUGUGCCUGGCGCUUGUUAAUAAAUUUCAGGCACCAGCCGAUGACAUGACAGAUUUGAACAAACUCUUCAUCAAAACGAAAGAAUUAUGUGUUGCUAUAAUUCCGUUUUUGAAUGGUAUGUAAAAUUAUGAUGAUAAAAAACUGUCUUACCAACUUAAUUUAGCUAAUGCAUGUAUUAAUAAUACGUUCUGAAAUACUUCAGGUGAACAUCUAUUAGAGGCACUUUGUAUUGGCACUACAAAAGAACAACAGGAACAAUACGCCAAGAAAGUACAAAAACGUAUUUACUCCGGUCAAGCUAAGUCUGAUGAGGUUAUGAAUUUGCGAGAGCACAUUGCAAAAUUACGACGGAAUCUGCAAAUGCUAGAAGACGAAGGUUAUGUCACAAGAGAAGAUGGGUACCAAGCCUUAAUAACUUCGAUCGCUCUCGACCUUUGCAAUAAGGGCAAGUAUCGACAAGCGCAGAAGAGAGCCUUGGCGACACUCACAAGAACUAAACAGAGUUUAAAUGAGAAAACUAAAUAUUAUGAAGAAAAAUGCAAAUCAUAUGACCAGUAUAUCAGGUCUUGUCUUGCCAAUCUACAUGCUGGGAAGAGAAGUGUGCACGCGUGUUUAAGAAGACCAGGUAAAGACAUCAAAAAGUUGAAGUCAAAGCUAACAGCAAAGUAUUCUGGUGCUAAAUUGAUGGAAAAAGGUGUGCUUCUAGAAAUAGAUGGACUCUCUCCAAAUCAAUUUAAAAAUGUACAGUUCGACAUCACACCUACUGAUCACAACGGCGUAUUCACAAUUAGAGCUAAAUUUAUGGGUGUAGAAAUGGAAUCAAUUGAAGUUGACAUUCAAGACCUACUACAGAAACAAUACGAGGGCUGUGCUAUUAUGGAUCUUUUUGGGAAGGCUAAAAUUAAUGUUAAUUUAUUGAUAUUUUUAUUAAACAGUAAAUUUUAUGGUAAGGUUUAAAGUACUAACAUUUUUUUUUGUAUUAUUCAGUAAGUACUUUGUAAUUUUACACAUUUUUUUUUCACAACUUUUCAUCGAAAAUACUCUUAAUAUUGAUAUAAGUUUAAGUUAUAAUUGAAGCUUUAUUUUAGUUCCAUGUUAAAAAAUUUUUUAUGUAUAAGUCACAUUAGCCUUACUGAUAUUGGACAAAUAU